Ceutorhynchus assimilis (cabbage seed weevil) is the source of this 1914-nucleotide messenger RNA. The record is from the annotation of a GenBank genome assembly. Lineage: Eukaryota; Metazoa; Arthropoda; Insecta; Coleoptera; Curculionidae.
GUUAUUGUGAGGAAUCAUGCACAGACAGUAUAACGAUUUUAAUUAAGUUAAAGGUCGGCCAAAGACGUUAAUUAUUUAUUAAUUUGACAAAAACAAGAAGAAAAAGGAGCUAAUUGCAAUAAUCAACAGUUUGUUAUUUGUGUUUUUUCUGAAGACGUACAAGUGUAGAAAAUAAUAUGGGUGUUGAAACUAUAAAAGAAGAUGACACUUAUGUUAUUCAAGGACCAGAACCUUUGGAACCGUUGUCUAAUGAUACCUUGGGAACAGAAUUUCUCAAAAUUUUCCCUAGGCUUCCUGAAAAUGCUGUGGCCAUAAUCGACGCAUUCACCAACGAAAAAAUUUUCUACACAGAGCUUUUUCAAAGAUCCCUUAAUCUAGCUGCAACCCUACGCCAUUAUGGUUACUAUGACCAAAAUACAGUCCUUUCCAUAAGCAGCGAAAACUGUGUAGACUAUUUCACCCCAAUUUUGGCCUCGUUCUUCAACGGUACCAUCAUGGCACCGCUAAAUCACGUCUACACAAUCUACGAAUUGGAACAUACUCUUAAAAUAAGCGAACCAAAAGUGGUGUUUUGUUCUGAAGAUGUCGCUGAGAAAUUUGUUACCUUGAAAAAGAAUUUAGGGUUUAUUGAAGUGAUUGUUAUACUGGGUAAGUCUCCAUUAAGUCCCAAAUACUCUCACUUAAAAACUGAAGUGCAAACAACAGAGCAAUUUAUACAAGGUGUUCUUGGUAUUAAAAAUGUGGAUCCAGCUGUUUUUAAGCUAGCAACCGGAGAUCCAAGUAAAAUGAUUGCGGCUAUUCUAUGUUCUUCUGGUACUACUGGGUUGCCAAAAGGCGUGGCACUCUCACACCGUUGUUUUGAUGUUAGAUUAGCUCAUAGCAGAGAUCCACGUUUCUCAAUCAUAAUGGACGACGAAAAUAUUCUAGGCCUAUUGCCCUUUUUCCAUUCGUACGGCUUCGCAAUGGUACUCAUGGCUUUAGCCAACGGUCGUACCGUUAUAUCUCUUAGGAAGUUCGAGGAAAACAGUUUCCUAAAAACGAUCCAAGAUUUCAAAAUCCACACGUUAUUUUUAGCACCACCGCUGGCAGUUUUUUUAGCUAAAACUUCUUUGCUUGACAAGUACGAUUUGAGUUGCGUCAAUCGAAUCUUGUGUGGUGCUGCACCGUUGUGUAAAGAUGUCGAGGAGGAAGUCAAAAGAAGAUUAAGAUGCGAUAACAUCCGUCAAGGUUACGGAAUGACUGAAACCACUCAUGCCAUCACUGUAGUACCACUAGACGACUUACGUCAUGGCUCCUGCGGAAAAGCCAUGUCCUUUGUUCAAGGCAAAGUUCGGGAUCCUGCUACUGGAAAAUCGUUGGGACCCAAUCAAGUUGGGGAAUUCUGUUGGAAGGGUCCUUCUUCGAUGGUUGGGUACUACAGAAAUGAAGAAGCUACCAAAGACAUUUUCAUUUCUGAUGGUUGGCUGAAGUCUGGUGAUUUAGGUUACUAUGAUGAACAAGGAUACUUUUACAUUAUAGAUCGUAUAAAGGAACUCAUUAAAUACAAAGGGUUUCAGGUUGCUCCAGCUGAAUUGGAAGCUAUUCUAUUGACUCAUCCAGAAGUUCAAGAUGUAGGUGUAGUGGGUUUGCCUGAUGAGUUGGUUGGUGAACGACCCUUGGCUUUUAUAGUUAGAAAAGUUGGUGCCCUAGUGACUGAAGAUGAACUGAAAAAAUAUGUUGCCGAUGUAGUUUCUCCUCAAAAACGCUUAACAGGCGGGGUUAUAUUCGUAGAAUCCAUACCCAAAAAUCAAACCGGUAAAAUUUUGAGAAGAGAACUAAGAAACUUGCUGAAACAAUACGAAAAAAGGCUUAAUUUAGACUCCAAAUUGUAAAUUAAAUAAUAAAAAUGUUUUAUAUCAAUAGUGCUAAUUCAGA